Molecule: messenger RNA, 1149 nt
Organism: Chenopodium quinoa (quinoa)
Lineage: Eukaryota; Viridiplantae; Streptophyta; Magnoliopsida; Caryophyllales; Amaranthaceae
Product: transmembrane protein 18-like
Exons: 4
Coding region: 139-627 (162 amino acids)
Cellular component (GO): nuclear membrane
Source: RefSeq, a predicted model, not a curated record
CAGAAACAACUGAAAAAAUUUGAGACGAUUUACAAUUACACUUUGAGUUUGUUCUACAAUUUACUGGGUUUCAAAAAUCUGAAACUUGAAGAAUUCUCUGCUAAAUUACUGUGAAAUAGUUUCUGCAAUUAAUUAGCAAUGGAUGAAGUGAGAUCAGCAAUGGAAGAUCACAUGAAUCAAAUCGCGGAUCUUGUUCAGAAGUUGUCCGAUGAACUUCGUUCUGGCUUCGCACCUGCUUAUGAUAAUUUCAUGGGUUUCUUCCACGCCAUUGAUUGGAAGGAGCCGUGGUUGAUGGGAUUAUUGGGAUUCUAUGUGUUUCUGUUGCUAACUAUUAUCUUCUCCAGGAGACAUGUCAACUUCCAAAUGUGCCUAUUCCUUCUUGCUUUGUCUGGUGUAUAUCUUGCUGAACGAUUGAACCGGUUUCUGGGUGCUCAUUGGGAAAGUUUUGCUACUCAGAACUAUUUUGACCCACAAGGGCUUUUUCUCUCUGUCUUAUGGUCUGGUCCACUUCUUGUAAUUGCAAUGUUAAUCUUGAUAAAUACCCUCUUCUCAUUGUGCCAUCUGAUUGUUCGGUGGAAAAGGGCUGAGCUUAGACACCGUGCAAGACUUGAGAAGAAGGAGAAUUGAAGUUGUAUUCAAAGGUAGUGUCAAUUGACUGAGGUUCGUCUGUUGAUGAAAAGGCAAAGUUUGUUUAGUGCAAGGUAUAUGAUCACAGCAUGGCCUAUUGUUUGAUGCUCAUCUAAAGCACCUUUUAAAGCGAAUUACUAGUGUUGGACUUAUAGGUCGUGGCUUAGUAGCCCCUAUCAUUUUUUCUGGUGUGGAUCUGCAGCCAAGUGAACUACAUUGUAGCAAGUAAUUUUUGCAUUUAGCCUGUUUGCAAGUUAAAGAAAUUGUUAUAUAGGUAGUGACAGCUUAGAAAUAUAACCACCCUCUGUUUUGGGUUGAUGAUUUCUUGAACUUUUAGAUUACGGUCCUGUCUUUGUUAGUGAAAGAUACGGGUAUUUUAUUGGCUAUGUAAAACGAUUUAUACAUUUCUUGAUUAUUAUUUCAAAUUAGAGCUCCUUGUACCAGUUCAUACUAUUUACUAUGUUAUCAUCCUUAUCAUUACCACCUAUGUCCAUGAUGUAUCUACAAAUUUUACUAAACCAA